AUGUUGGUCGAUAGAGUAGGUUUGUGGUAUAGUGUUCUUGUCGCCCGUUAUGGCAAGGUUGGUGGGAGGUUGGAGUUGGGGGGCCGGAGUUGUUCUUCUUGGUGGAGGGAGGUAGGGAGGAUUCGAGAUGGGGAUGGUGGUGUAGGGGGUAGUUGGUUUGGUGAUAGUGUGCGUAGGAAGGUGGGCGAUGGGACCGAUACGUUGUUUUGGCAGCACUGGUGGUGUGGCCGAGCGCCUCUUAGAGAGUUGUUUCCGAGGUUGUUUGAUUUAGCUAUGAACAAAGAUAUUUCUGUAGCUAACAUGUUUUCCUUGAGGUUGUUGCGAGGUGGGGAGGGGUGGAGUUGGAGGCGGAGGCGGAGGUUGUGGGCGUGGGAGGAGGUUUUAUUAGAGGAGUGUAGAGCAUUACUGCUUGAUGUUUCUUUGUUUCCUAAUAUUUCAGAUUCUUGGGUUUGGCUUCCUGACACCAUUGGAGGUUUCACAGUUCGAGGUGCUUAUAAGGUCCUUACAGCGACUGUCAAUCCCAACAGGGAUAGUGCUUUGGAUUUGGUUUGGCAUCAUCAGGUUCCUUUGAAGAUUUCAAUCUUCGCUUGGCGUCUCAUUAGGGAUCGGUUACCGACGAGAGCAAAUUUGGCAGCAUGUGGUAUCUUACAGUUAGACACUGCUUUGUGUGUGGCAGGGUGUGGUAUGAUUGAGACAGCAGAUCACUUAUUUCUUUCUUGCCUGUCUUUUGCGGUUUUAUGGGAGCAGGUGCGGCACUGGAUAGGUUGUGUUGGGGUUGACUCCAACACUAUUUCUCAUCACUUUGUGCAGUUCACUAGUUUUUCAGGUUUCGGCAAAGUUAGGAGGUCUUUUCUUCAGUUAUUAUGGCUUCUGACAUCUUGGGUGAUUUGGAAUGAGCGUAAUAUUCGUUUGUUUAAAAAUGUGAUUACCGAGGUUCCUAGAUUACUUGAUAAAAUUAAGUUGUUAUCUUUAGCGUGGUUGAAGGCUAAAAAUGCCACUUUUGUUUUGGAACUCAGAUGUGGUGGUCAAGUCCUAUGGUUUGUUUGGGCUUUGGCUAAUCACCGGAGGUUGUUUCCUCUUGACUUUGUUACUGUGUGUUCUCUUUGUUUUGUUGUUAGUGGUCUUUUGGCACACCUUGUGCUAAGAGAUUGA
Messenger RNA from Medicago truncatula (barrel medic), 1152 nucleotides. RefSeq lists its product as uncharacterized. The record is from RefSeq and is a predicted model, not a curated record. Lineage: Eukaryota; Viridiplantae; Streptophyta; Magnoliopsida; Fabales; Fabaceae. The transcript has a single exon. The coding region runs from base 1 to 1152 and encodes 383 amino acids.